This is a messenger RNA of Adineta ricciae, 768 nucleotides long. NCBI's taxonomy places the organism in Eukaryota, Metazoa, Rotifera, Eurotatoria, Adinetida, Adinetidae. The record is from the annotation of a GenBank genome assembly.
AUGCCUGCCUCACGUGAUGAUGAUGUUUAUCAAGCUAAAUUGGCUGAACAAGCCGAACGAUAUGAAGAAAUGGUCGAAUCCAUGAAAAAGGUCGCUAAAAUGGAUCAAGAAUUGACCGUUGAAGAACGAAAUUUACUUUCCGUAGCCUAUAAGAAUCUAAUUGGAGCACGCCGUGCAUCAUGGCGUAUCAUUACUAAUAUCGAAAGCAAAGAAGAAAACAAAUCGGAAAAUAGUAAAAUGGCUAUGAUAAAGAAAUAUCGUUCUCAGGUCGAAAAAGAAUUACGUGAUAUUUGUCAAGAUAUUCUUGAUUUACUCGAUAAGAAUCUUUUACCGAAUGCAGCAUCCGGUGAAAGCAAAGUUUUUUAUUUGAAAAUGAAAGGUGAUUAUCACCGAUACAAAGCCGAAUUCGCCACCCAAGAGGAUCGCAAAGAAGCUGCAGAGAACUCGCUCGUAGCCUACACGAAAGCCAACGAUAUCGCACAAAACGAAUUGCCGCCAACACAUCCCAUUCGUCUUGGUCUAGCUUUGAACUUCUCGGUAUUCUAUUAUGAAAUUCUCAAUACACCUGAACGUGCCUGUCGAUUGGCCAAACAAGCUUUCGAUGAUGCCAUUGCUGAAUUGGAUACACUCAAUGAAGAUACAUACAAAGAUUCAACAUUGAUUAUGCAACUUUUACGUGACAAUCUCACAUUAUGGACAACGGAUAUGCCUGGUGAUAAUGAUAACGCACAUAACGAAGUGCAAGAUGUUGAUGAUGAACAAAAGUGA